Messenger RNA from Linnemannia hyalina, 804 nucleotides. The record is from the annotation of a GenBank genome assembly. NCBI's taxonomy places the organism in Eukaryota, Fungi, Mortierellomycota, Mortierellomycetes, Mortierellales, Mortierellaceae.
AUGUCUGCUUCUAUUUCUUCCGCCUUUACUACUCCUACGGCCACAGCCACAGCCACAGCCACAACCCCCGUCCCAGUGCCAACAUCCCUCGACGAGCUCGUCAAACUCCUGCAUGCAGAGUUGGGUUCAAACGGACUGGACAGCGAAGGCGUAGAUGUGGACAGAGUCCAGGCCCUGAUGACCAACUAUGUCUCCAACGAGGAAGAUUGGAAGAAAUACGCCCAUUUCGAUAAGGGACGGUAUACUCGUAACUUGGUUGAUGAUGGCAACGGCAAGUUUAACCUCAUGAUCCUCGCCUGGCCCGAGAACGUUGGAAGCGCUAUCCAUGACCACUCGGGCUCCCAUUGUCUGAUGAAAGUCCUUGAUGGCAAGCUGCAAGAGACCCUGUACGAAUGGCCAGACAGAGUCCAGCUCGAAUCCUCCUCCGACCACCACUUCGAUUCCGGUCUCGGGAGCGAUAACAGCGAUAGCGACGACUCCUCAUGUGUCACCAAGUCCUCCAAAUCUGCGCCGAUGAUGGUCAAGAAGGAGACGAUUCUGGGCCGGGACGAAUGUGCCUACAUGUCCGACCAACUGGGUCUCCAUCGAGUCUCGAACCCUCUCAAGUCCGUUGGUGCCGGAUCCCUGUCCUUGCAUUUGUAUACGCCUCCUUACGAGACCUGCAAGACGUUCAAUGAAAAGUCAUCGAUGGCUAGAGCGUCCGGCAAGUGUGUUUUCUUUUCGGAGAGGGGUGAGAAGUUGCAGAGUUGUCCUUCUGCGGCGUAUUCGGCUUGUUCCUUGACCGAGAACGACAAGAACCCGUAG